Magnolia sinica is the source of this 1107-nucleotide messenger RNA. Its product is annotated as GDSL esterase/lipase At5g45920. The transcript has 5 exons. Gene Ontology annotation, molecular function: hydrolase activity, acting on ester bonds. The coding region runs from base 262 to 981 and encodes 239 amino acids. The record is from RefSeq and is a predicted model, not a curated record. NCBI's taxonomy places the organism in Eukaryota, Viridiplantae, Streptophyta, Magnoliopsida, Magnoliales, Magnoliaceae.
UUAUAAGCAGCUUGUACUAGCUCCCCCAAGGUGUGCAAACCCUCUCUCUCUCUCUCUUUCUCUCUCCAGACUGAUGCUUUUAUCAGCAGCUUUUACUGCAAUUAUUUGGUAGGCAUUUAUUUCGAAGCAGCGGGACUUCGUAGAAGAACAGCAGGACCUGCUUUUUUUUAUUUUCGCAGUCGUGCAGUCUUCAAAUUGCAUGCCAGAGAGAGAGAGAGAGAGAGAGAGAGAGAGGAGAGAGAGAUUGAAGACUGUUGGAAGAUGCGUCCGAAGAUCGUUCUGUUUGGAGACUCCAUCACAGAAGGGUCAUUUGCUGAUGGGGGUUGGGGCGCCUCUCUCGCUAACCAUUUCUCUCGCACGGCGGACGUGGUUCUGCGGGGUUACAGCGGGUAUAACACUCGAUGGGCGCUGGAAGUGGUGGAGAGGGUUUUCCAAUUUGGUAGUCCCGCGGAAGAAGCAGCGCCUCUGGCGGUGACCGUGUUCUUUGGCGCGAACGACGCUUCCCUUCCCGAUAGGAGUAGCGCCUUCCAGCACGUGCCCCUCCAUGAAUACAAGCAGAAUCUCCACGCCAUCAUCUCCUUUAUCAAGAAGCAGUGGGCUACUACUUUCAUACUACUCAUCACUCCACCUCCCAUUGAUGAAGAAGGGCGACUCCAGCAUCCUUAUGGAGAGAGCCCUGACGGUCUUCCCGAAAGGACGAAUGAGGCUGCUGGCGCUUAUGCAAAGGCCUGCAUCUCUGUUGCUAAUGAAUCCAGUUUACCAGUGGUGGAUAUUUGGUCCAAGAUGCAACAAUUUCCUGGCUGGGAGAAAGCUUGCCUCAGCGACGGUUUGCACCUUACUGCAAGUGGGAACAGAAUUGUAUUUGAGGAGGUGGUGGAAGCGCUUAAAAAGGAUGGCCUGAGGCUUGAAACCUUGCCUGCCGAUCUCCCGCUACUGAGUGAGAUCGAUCCUCAGGACCCACUCAAAUCUUUCAGGAACUGAGACAGUUAGUUGGACUUCAAUCCUGUUGGGGAUUCAUGGGUUUCAUCUGUAAUUCAGGGAGAAGAAAAAAAACGUCAAGUAGUGCCAUUGAUGGGCUCCCUUUAACAUGGUUUUUCUUUUCAUUUA